AUGGGAAACGUCACUUGCAUCCCGAUUUUGUGUCGUCCCUUUGUCAAGAAAUCGUUGAAGAGGGCCAGGAAGGUCACGACCGCAUUUCACAACAUCCACCGCCAGCUGGAGAACAUAUCCGCGCAUGGGAGCAAGGUGCACAAACAUCUUAGCUUUGUCAAGCAAACCGACGGAGUUCACCUUCGCCGCGAGCUCGACGGUUUAGGUGGAAGGCAGGCCUACCAGGAGGCCUCGGUGCUGACCACCACUCGGCACCGCACGUGCAAGUGGGUUUUCGCUAUGAUCACAAGGCUCGGGCUAAGGCCGGGCAAGCAAUCCCCCCCCCUCAGGCUUCUUGAGGUCGGAGCUGUUAAUACUCAGCUCAUGUCUGUCCCUUGGCUCGCGCACCCAAAAAUAGAUCAGGUAGACUUCUUCGAUCUUGAACCAGCCUCGACCUACGAUGUCGUGGUCCUAUCCAUGGUCCUGAACUGCGUUCCCUCGCCGUUUAAGCGCGGACGCAUGCUUGCGCUGGCUAAGCGGCAUCUAAAACUUGGUGGUCAUUUCUUCUUGAUGGCGAGGCCGCAAAUUCCUAGACGAUGCCUGGAGAACUCGCCGUUCUGCACAUCAAACUUCCUUGAACAACUGUUGUUUGCGUUGGGACUAAAGGUUUUAAAGUUAAAGCGCUCUCCAAAAGUUGUGUUUGUGUGUGCUAAGCGAGUCGCAGGCCUUCACAGCUCACAGUUGUCAGACGACUUUGCUGUAUGUUGCGAAGAGGAAGACUUUGCUUAA
Molecule: messenger RNA, 768 nt
Organism: Micromonas commoda
Lineage: Eukaryota; Viridiplantae; Chlorophyta; Mamiellophyceae; Mamiellales; Mamiellaceae
Exons: 7
Coding region: 1-768 (255 amino acids)
Cellular component (GO): nucleolus
Molecular function (GO): rRNA (adenine) methyltransferase activity
Source: RefSeq, a predicted model, not a curated record